AUUUUGUCUAACAUAAAAUUUGACUUUGUUUCUUUCCAAUUUUUAGAAGUUGCCAAACGUAACAUACCAAUUGAACUAAAUGAAAUCAACAUAUUCGAAAGAAGUAAACAAUGUAUGUAUGUAGGAAGCAACAUUUGGCUAAAACCUAUGCUAGAAAUUGCUCAACGCUGAUCUAAAUUUAACUUCAGAUUGGGGAGGAGUAUGUGCGAACAGCACUCGAAAUGCAACGAAAUGCGCCGCUUGGGGCACACACAUGUUUCGGGAGUUAUUUAUAGAACCGCAUCCUCAGCCACAGACAACAAAGCGGUGCAUCAGCAUCUGCAUCAGCAUCUGCAUCCCUAGAACGGAGAUCAGUCGAAAUCAGACCAUGGCCUCGUUUGGAGUUCGGGGAAUGGGCCAGCCGCUGGGCAUCCGGAUCUGCUGCUGCCGCAUCUGCACCUGCAUCAACUUCGGGUUCGUUCUGUCGCGGAUCGGGCUCUUGAAGCUGAUGCAGCUGGGCCUGGCCAUGCUCUGCGAGGGACUGCUCAUCCGGUACGGCGUGCCCUAUGCCGACUCCAUUGGCCAAGCCCUGACCAGCUUCCUGGCCACCACGGGUCACUGUUUCACCACCACCGGCAUCCUGCUGCUCUGCUACGCCUUCUCCGACAAAUCCUACAGCCUCAUCCGCCAGUCCCUCUUUGAAACCUUGUUCAACGGCCUCGCCAGCUGCAUGUACUUCAGUUCGUCGAGUUACAUGGGAUUCGCCUGCGUGGUGUGGCUGCAUCCACAGUUCCUGGUGCGACCUGGAUUCUGGGCAUAUCCAGCCAUGACUGCCUGCUAUUACAUGGGCUAUGCGGCGGGCAUUCUGCAUGCCCUUGAUGCCUACUUGGCAUUCCGGCACUUUCGAGGAGCACGCUAAUCCCGGCCAGAGAAAAGCUCUAUCUUCAGUUAUUUGUGGACA
Drosophila gunungcola (fruit fly) is the source of this 940-nucleotide messenger RNA. It is a transcript of the gene sing, whose product is annotated as protein singles bar. Gene Ontology annotation, cellular component: membrane. Lineage: Eukaryota; Metazoa; Arthropoda; Insecta; Diptera; Drosophilidae. Bases 254 to 898 code for a protein of 214 amino acids. The transcript has 3 exons. The record is from RefSeq and is a predicted model, not a curated record.